AGUAAAUCAAGGCAUUCAUCCAUAACCUAAGCCUGCGAGAGAAACGGUCCAACGACACUAGCAUCAGCCUAAACUAAAAACAUCAGAAACGCAAGCAUCUUGCGCGGCGCUGAGGAAUGAAACGCAGCUAUAAUGGGUGUAUAUAACAAAAAAGGAACUAUUAAAAACUUAACCGUAAGUCUUUUUUGAUUUUUGCUGCUGGUUGUAGACGUCAUUGGAUUGGAGAAUUGGCAUCGUGCAGGAUUUCUAUGCUGUUUUAGCCGUCUACGUGUGAAUAUAUAGCGGAGAACAUUCUGUGGGUUUGAAUCACAACAGCUUCAACCAUGUCUGGCGCCUCGGUGAAAGUGGCUGUCAGAGUGCGGCCCUUCAACUCCAGAGAGACCAGCAAAGAAUCAAAAUGCAUAAUACAGAUGCAAGGGAACUCCACUACUAUUUUGAACCCCAAGAACCCAAAGGAACCACCCAAAUCCUUCAGCUUCGACUACUCGUACUGGUCUCACACCUCACCGGACGACCCCAGUUUUGCGUCACAAAGCCUUGUGUACAAUGACAUCGGGAAGGAGAUGUUGCAGCAUGCUUUUGAGGGCUAUAACGUCUGUAUUUUCGCCUACGGCCAGACCGGAGCUGGCAAGUCCUACACCAUGAUGGGAAAGCAAGAGGAAGGACAGGAAGGCAUUAUUCCUCAGCUCUGUGAAGAACUCUUUGAGAAAAUCAAUGACAAUAACAAUGAGGAGAUCUCGUACUCGGUGGAGGUGGCUUAUAUGGAGAUCUACUGUGAGCGGGUGAGGGACCUGCUAAACCCUAAGAAUAAAGGGAACCUGCGUGUCAGGGAACAUCCUCUACUUGGGCCGUAUGUUGAAGACCUCUCAAAACUGGCCGUCACCUCUUACACAGACAUAUCUGACCUCAUGGAUGCUGGUAACAAAGCUAGAACUGUUGCCGCCACCAACAUGAAUGAGACGAGCAGCCGCUCUCAUGCAGUCUUCACUAUCGUUUUCACCCAGAGGAAGUAUGACAGCGAGACAGACCUGUCCACAGAGAAGGUCAGCAAAAUCAGCCUGGUGGAUCUGGCAGGAAGUGAGCGUGCUGACUCAACAGGGGCCAAAGGAACCAGACUGAAGGAGGGAGCAAACAUCAAUAAAUCUUUAACUACACUAGGAAAGGUCAUUUCAGCGCUAGCUGAGGUGGAUAACUGUACCAGCAAGAGCAAGAAGAAAAAGAAGACAGACUUCAUUCCUUACCGAGACUCAGUGUUGACAUGGCUCCUAAGAGAGAAUUUAGGAGGGAACUCAAGGACAGCUAUGGUGGCCGCCCUGAGUCCUGCUGACAUUAACUAUGAUGAAACUCUCAGCACACUCCGAUAUGCAGACAGAGCCAAGCAGAUCAAGUGCAACGCUGUCAUCAACGAAGACCCCAACAACAGACUGGUGCGGGAGCUGAAGGACGAGGUGACGCGUCUAAAGGAGCUGCUCCGUGCCCAGGGCCUUGGGGACAUUCUGGACAUCGAGCCAAUGGGGGAUGAUUACCUUGGAAGUGGAAGCAAAUACCUGAAAGAUAUACACAACAGUAAGCAUAGAUACUUGCUUGCCUCAGAGAACCAACGGCCUGGCCAUUUCUCCACAGCACCUAUGGGCUGCCUGACAGCCUCUCCGUCCUCAGGCUCUCUGUGCAGCCAGGCAGGGCUCCAGUCUGUCUCAAGCAUCCAGGAGCGCAUCAUGUCCACGCCGGGCGGAGAAGAGGCCAUCGAGAGGCUGAAGGAGUCAGAGAAGAUCAUAGCCGAGCUGAAUGAGACCUGGGAGGAGAAGCUGAGGAAGACUGAGGCCAUCCGUAUGGAGAGAGAGGCACUGCUGGCAGAGAUGGGGGUGGCCAUACGGGAGGACGGGGGAACCCUGGGUGUCUUCUCUCCUAAAAAGACCCCUCACCUAGUGAACCUGAACGAGGAUCCUUUGAUGUCAGAAUGUCUGCUUUAUUAUAUCAAAGAUGGAAUAACAAGGGUGGGUCAGGCAGAUGCAGAAAGAAGACAGGAUAUAGUUCUAAGCGGAGCUCACAUCAAAGAGGAGCACUGUAUUUUCCGCAGUGAGAGGAAUGCUAAUGGAGAUGUGAUUGUCAUGUUCCAGCCAUGUGAAGGAUCCGAAACAUAUGUGAAUGGAAAACGUGUGACUUCUGCAGUCCAGCUGCGCUCAGGUAACCGCAUUAUCAUGGGAAAGAACCACGUGUUCCGAUUUAACCACCCUGAGCAGGCUCGCGCUGAGCGUGAGAAGACCCCGACAGCAGAGACCCCCGUAGAGCCAGUGGACUGGACCUUUGCCCAAAGAGAACUGCUGGAGAAACAGGGUAUCGACAUGAAGCAAGAGAUGGAGAAAAGGCUUACAGAAAUGGAGAUCCUGUACAAAAAAGAGAAGGAAGAAGCCGACCAGCUGCUUGAGCAACAGAGACUGGUAUAUGAGAGUAAACUGCAAGAGCUGCAGAAACAAGUGGAGACUCGCUCACUGGCUGCAGAGACCCCAGAUGAAGAGGAAGAAGAAGAGGAAGAGGAUGAAGUGCCCUGGACCCAGCAUGAGUAUGAGCUGGCCCAAUGGGCUUUCAGGAAGUGGAGAUACCACCAGUUCACCUCCCUCAGAGACCAGCUGUGGGGCAAUGCUGUGUACCUCAAAGAAGCCAAUGCCAUCAGUGUGGAGCUCAAGAAAAAGGUCCAAUUCCAGUUUGUCUUACUCACGGACACCCUCUACUCUCCGCUGCCCCCGGAGCUGCUGCCUCCAGAACCAGAGAUGGAGCGUGACACUAGGCCUUUCCCUCGAACAGUGGUGGCUGUGGAGGUUCAGGACUUGAAGAACGGAGCCACUCACUAUUGGUCCCUGGAGAAACUUAAGCAGAGGCUGGACCAGAUGCGAGAGAUGUAUGACCGUGCAGGCGAGAUGGCCUCGUCCAAUCCGAGUGAGGAUGUGGAGGGUGCUUUAACCGGCAGUGACCCGUUCUAUGACCGCUUCCACUGGUUCAAGCUGGUUGGGAGCUCACCUAUUUUUCACGGCUGUGUGAACGAGCAUCUCGUCGACCGCACUCCCUCGCCCACCUUCUCCACUAGCGAUUCGGAGAUCACUGAGCUGGCCGACGAACGGCAGAGCGAGAUGGAGGACUUCAUGGAUGACGAAGCUUUCGUGGACGACACCAGCUCAGACGCUGGGACCGAGGAAGGCUCUGAUAUCUUCAGCGACGGGCAGGACCCCUUCUAUGACCGUUCCCCGUGGUUCAUCCUGGUGGGCAGAGCUUUCGUGUACCUGAGUAACCUGCUGUAUCCUGUGCCUCUGGUGCACCGUGUUGCUAUAGUAACAGAGAAGGGAGAUGUGCGAGGAUUCCUGCGAGUGGGGGUCCAAGCCAUCGCUGCUGACGAAGAGGCUCCUGAUUAUGGAUCUGGUGUGCGUCAGUCGGGCACUGCUAAGAUUUCCUUCGACAAUGAGUAUUUUAAAAAGAGUGAUUUCUCCUCCAUGGUCAUGACCUGCUCUGGCCUCUCUUUAGAAGAGCUGCGUAUCGUGGAAGGUCAAGGUCAGAGUUCGGAGGUCAUCACCCCUUCAGAAGAGAUGAACAGAAUAAAUGACAUGGACUUGAAGCUUGGGAACGUGGACGCAAAACUGGGUGACUGCUUGGCAGAGCAUCUGGAAGUGGGCAGCAUUUUCACUUUCCGCGUCACUGUUCUGCAGGCGAGCAGCAUCCCGCCCGAGUACGCAGACAUCUUCUGCCAAUUCAAUUUCCUCCACCGUCACGAUGAGGCGUUCAGCACAGAGCCCCUGAAGAACACAGGCAGAGGUGCCCCGCUGGGCUUUUACCACGUACAGAAUAUCUCAGUGGAGGUGACAGAGUCCUUUAUUGAGUACAUAAAGACCAAGCCAAUUGUGUUUGAAGUGUUUGGACAUUACCAACAGCACCCACUGCACAUUCAUGGACAGGAAGUGGUCAGCCCUUCUGAGCCUUCUAGAAAGUAUUACCCCCCACCUAUGCCUUUGUCUAAACCAGUGCCAGCCACCAAACUGAACACCAUUACCAAGUCUAACCUGGGUCAGUGUGUGAGCAAGUAUGACCUGCUGGCCUGGUUCGAGAUCAGUGAACUGGAGCCCACUGGAGAUUAUAUCCCAGCAGUAGUAGAUCACACAAGAGGUCUUCCCUGUCAUGGCACGUACCUAUUGCACCAGGGCAUUCAGCGUAGAAUAACAGUCACUCUGAUCCAUGAGAAGGGCAGUGAGCUGCACUGGAAGGACGUCCGAGAGCUGGUGGUUGGUCGAAUUAGGAAUAAGCCAGAAGUGGACGAGUCGGCCGCAGAUGCAGUCCUGUCUCUAAACAUCAUCUCAGCUAAAAACCUCAAAUCCUCUCACAACUCCAGCAGCCUUUGUAUUGAUAGCGAUAUAGCUAGGACGUUUUACAGGUUCGAGGCUGUCUGGGACAGCUCCCUGCACAACUCUCUCCUGCUGAACCGUGUCACUCCCUACGGAGAGAAGAUUUACAUGACCCUGUCGGCUUAUCUUGAGCUUGAUCAUUGCAUCCAGCCUGCCAUCAUCACCAAGGACAUCUGCAUGGUCUUCUACUCCAGAGAUGCUAAGAUCUCUCCUCCACGCUCCCUGAGGAACCUGUUCGGCAGUGGCUACUCCAAAACCCCCGACUGUAAUAAAGUGACUGGAAUCUAUGAGCUAAGCUUAUGCAAAAUAGCUGACACGGGAAGCCCAGGUAUGCAGCGACGGAGACGGAAGGUUCUGGAUACAUCUGUGGCGUAUGUUCGUGGAGAGGAGAACCUGGCCGGUUGGAGACCCAGAGGAGACAGUCUGAUCCUGGAGCACCAGUGGGAGCUGGAGAAACUCGAGCAGUUGCAUGAGGUGGAGAAGACACGUCACCUGCUGCUGCUCCGUGAGAAACUGAGUGAGACGCCUCCUCCUAAAUCCCUGAGCGACUCCCUGUCUCCCAGUCUGAGCAGCGGCACCCUCAGCACCUCCACCAGCAUCUCCUCCCAGAUCUCCUCCACCACCUUUGAGAGCGCCAUCACACCCAGUGAGAGUAGCGGAUACGACUCCACAGACAUCGAGAGCUUGGUAGACCGCGAGAAGGAGCUGGCCACUAAAUGUCUCCGUCUCCUGACACACACUUUCAACAGUGACUACAACCAGAUGUGUAACAGCAUCAGCGACUGCAAGUUGUCGGAUAUUUCUCCUAUGGGCCGUGAUCCAUCCGUCACCAGUUUCAGCAGUGCUACUCUCACACCCUCCUCCACCUGCCCCUCUCUGUCAGACUCUCGGACCCCUGAAGCGAACUCUCGUGCCACUAGCCCUUCAUGCUCAGACUAUGAGAACUUCCCCAUGGUGCCCAUUCUGGAGACGUCCUACCUGGCCCGCGCCGGCAAACACGAGUUCCUCAACCUUGUGCCUGAUAUUGAGGAAAUGAGACCUGGGUCUGUGGUGUCUAAGAAGGGAUUCCUCAGUUUCAUGGAGUCCCUCUCCAACUCCUGGGUGAAGCACUUUGUGGUGGUUCGCCGGCCAUACGUGUUCAUCUACAACAACGACAAGGACCCAGUAGAGAGGGGAGUGCUGAAUUUAUCCACUGCUCAGGUGGAAUACAGUGAAGACCAGCAGGCCAUGCUCAAGACGCCCAAUACAUUCGCCGUGUGCACCAAGCACAGAGGGAUCCUCCUCCAGGCCAACAAUGACAAAGACAUGAACGACUGGCUGUAUGCCUUUAACCCACUGCUAGCAGGAACAAUAAGGUCAAAGCUGGCGAGGAGACGGUCCAGUCUGAUGAAGAACUGAACGAGAUCGUGCUCACCUUAACAGUGUAGUGUGUUAACACUUCAAAAUCUUUGUGCUUCUUGACAGUUUCUCUUGUAUGUAGACCUGUGGCUCUGUUCUCCUCUCCAGCAAAUGAACUUUCAGUUCCUCAACACCUCCCUCCCUCUUCCUCCUCCUCCUCCUCUCCCCCUCUCUGAUGUGUUAUUGAUUGGAUUUAUUCCGUCUUCAGUUUUGUUCUUUGUCAUAACUGAACCUCCUUCAAGUAGCAUGUUGUAAUAGUCUCUUUGUGUGUGCACGAAUCUUCAGAGCAGGUUCUGCUUUCUCUUGAGUUCCUCUCGUCUGGAAACCUCGUCCUUACAGUGUUGUCUGCCAGGAACAUCUUACCCUCAGGAGAAAGUUGGUUUGCUAUAAAAAACCCAUUGAGUAAAAAAAAGAAUAAUAUAAAUAACAUUUAAAAUAUUCCGUUUUUGAAUUAACACAAAAUCAACUCUCUCUGUAAGAAAAUAUACAAGACGAAAACAAAUAGCUGUGCUCCAGAUAUUGCUUAAACAAAUGAUUUUAAAUGGACCACAUUUAAUUUUCUAAACAAAGAAAUUGACCCUUACACUGAAUGUUAUUGCAGUAUUGGUUUAAUGGAUUUGCUCAAUCAAAGCAGGACGUUGACCGUGUACAUACAGCCGUUUACUCGCCAAGCCUGUCGCUGACUAUUUGCUUGACAUAAAACACACCAUUAGCAAAGUACAGUAUGUAAUCAUGAGACAUAUAAUACCAGGGAAAGAAAAAUGAUGGUGAUGAUAUCUCAAAUAACGCUUUUUCGGUAGCCUACAGGAGUAUUCUACUCGAUUCCUCAGUAGAUUAGGUAAAAAAAAAUGGUGCAAAACAAUUACCUUAACGCAGAACAACUGACUGAAUGAAUCUAUUUGUUCAUAACGUUCAGGAUUACUGUGCUUAACGCUACUCAUGACGAGACAUGAUGCAUUAUGGGUUUCUGUCCUUGUAACUGUAUUACUGAAACCAUUUUCCUGCAGUUUUAGCAAGAAAGAUCCGUUGGUUUUGUUUCUUUGAAGACCAAACGCUUGAGUGAGAUACUGAUUCGAUGGGUUAUAGUUAACAAAGUGAAGGAUUGAAUUAUUUUUUUCUGCAGGAUCAUUAAACCAGCCUUUAUUCCUCUUGAGGAUGAGCACGAUCACUUUUUAAUAUUAUUGAACAUUUAUCUUGUAUCUCCACUGAUUAUCUUAACUUAUUUUUAUUAACGUGAUCAGUGUUUUACAUUAUACAAUGGAAGGCAAGAAGGGCACUUUUCCUCAAUUUUAAUUCAGCUGUUCUUCUUUACUUAUUUGAACAGACCGAGUUUGAGCUAUAAAACAGUUUGAUCACUGUCGGUAGAAAUUGGGCUAAUUAUGCAGUUCACUGCAGUGCAGGGAUGGCAGUGUUCUGUUUUUAUUUUUUUAUUUUUUUUCUUUGCUCUGUGCAUUUGAAGACAUGCAGUCAAGAGCCAAAUGCUGAAGUUAGCAGUGACUCAGUUUGAUGGUGAAAUGUCAGCCAUUUGGUUGAACGUAUAACAGUCCUCUGGCCAGACAACCAGCAGGAAUUAUUGACCACCAGACUGUCACACUGUCAAUCCUUAUGAAGUCAAUGUUCUUGCUGCAUCAUACACUGCACUUUCUCUUCUUUUCACAGGAAACACAUGAAAAUGGCUCAUAAAGUCAAGUCCUUAGGUCAACCAGCCUUUAGGCUUCAACUGAGCUGUUUGAUUGUUACAUCAUCUGUGAAAAUGUUCAGAUUUAAUGUUCAGAUCUGGCACAUAUAGUGCGUAAAGGUUAGUGAAGGUUAGCAUUUAUCUAAAUACAUGAUGAGUGUUAGUUACUGUUACAAAGUUUGGCCAGAGCAAAGUUUUUUGUUUUUUUAUCCAUCUUUGUUGAGUGGCUUGGUUGACUAAUAUGAUAUUCAUAAUGAAUUUCAUUAACUAUUUUUUUUUUUUUUUUUGCAAUGUAUAUGUUUAGUUUGCAGCUCUUUGCACGUAUUUAUACAACUAACAGAACAAAGAAAGCUUGAACGAUGUUUUUGUUGUUUUCUCAAUUGGAAGCCAGAUGGUUUUAGGUUGUGGUGUUUUUCUCAUUGAAGUGGACUUUGAAUGUACCUUGCGUUUCACUAAAAGUGCAUGAAUGAGAGGACUGACAUGUUGCUGUGCUUAUUUCUUGAAAUAGAAAUCUGUCUGUGUUACAAAGGCACUUUUUCACAUUUAGGUUAUAGAUAUGGAGGGCAGAGUUAUGAUGAGGCCUGUUCAUUUUGAUUUCUAACAUCAGGGAAUAUAUUUUUUUUAGAAUAAAAAAUUGCUUUUGUGCUCACUAGUGCAUUUUUUCCCAUGCUGCCUCUGAAGCAUCCCUGGCAUUACUGUAUCAUCCCAUCACUCCCUGUCAUUGUGAUGAAACUACAGAAAACAGUUCAGCUGUGGCAUUAACACUGUACAUUAUUUGUCAGAUUGGCUUCAUUUUCAUACUUAUUUUGUAAAUAUUUCAUGUUGUAUGGAACUUGGAUUAAAAUGUAAAUAUGUCUCCUGUAUUUGUAAUAAUUAUAAUCCAUUCGCUGUAUAGCCUAGACGUGUAAUGCAUAUAUCUUAAUUCUGUGUAUGGUAACCUUGCACCAUUGACCUGUUUAGUGAAUGAGGUACAAAUAAAAUUACAACCAGUGCAUUAGAUGAGCAA
Messenger RNA from Carassius gibelio (silver crucian carp), 8467 nucleotides. RefSeq names its product kinesin-like protein KIF1B. Gene Ontology annotation, molecular function: microtubule binding; microtubule motor activity; ATP binding. The transcript is spliced from 50 exons. Bases 324 to 5783 code for a protein of 1819 amino acids. Gene Ontology annotation, biological process: microtubule-based movement. The record is from RefSeq and is a predicted model, not a curated record. Lineage: Eukaryota; Metazoa; Chordata; Actinopteri; Cypriniformes; Cyprinidae.